GCAAUUAAGUUAAUAAAAUGUGCCCCAACUCCAACAAUUUAAUUUAAUUUUCUGAUUACAAUCUGACUAUUCAGGUAAUCAGUUUGAUGAUUACAGUUUGUUAAAUUGUGAAACAAUAAAAGUGAAAUCAUAUUGGAUUAAAAUUGAUUGAUUUGUGUAUUUAAUUAGAUUUAAAUUCACUAAAUCCAAGUUGGAUUUACUUUUUUUUUUGACUUUUUAAAUUGUUGUUGAUUAAUUUACACCAAAGGGAUUAUUGUGAAUUGUUUGUUUAAUUGUCACAGGAAAAUGUUCACCAUUAAGAUUUUUGUUACCCUUUUGUUAAUUCAAUCAUUACAAUUAACUUUUGCUCAACAGGAUGAUGAUUUAGGUUCGAUUGAAUCUCUACCAAGAUUUGAAGCACGACGACAAUCAGCUUUAAACGAUAAUAAUAAUAAAGAAGAUUUUGAAUACGAUGACGAUGACGGUUCUUCCCGUGGUCCAGUCAAUCCAUUGCCCGCACGAACAGGUCGAAAUGACGAUAGUAAUGAGGACGAUUUCGAUGAAAAUCAAGCACCUCAACGAGAAGAUAAUGGAUCACCAGCGGCUAAUGUUGGUUCCAAUUCUGGACCUGGUUCGGUAAAAGGUCAAGUUUCACCUUCAUCUUCAGGUAGAUUGGGAUUACCUCGAUUCCCUGGUCAACAGAUUAAUUCAUUUGUAGCUCCACUUCCCGUUCAACCCGUUCAGCCUGUUGUUGUUGCCCCAGUUCGACCUACUGUUGUCCCUGUCUCGAUUUCUUCUCCAUCGACUCCAAUCACUGUUGUCGGUAAGACAAAUCUCGGUGCAGGUUCUCAGAGUCCUAUUUCAUUCCCUCGAUUUAUCCGACCAAAUGAUCCAACCAAAAGCGUCCGAGUUGUUACUCGAGUUGUUCGACCUGGUCCAAUUGCCGUUGAUCAAUCAGCUUCCCUUCCAUCAGGACUCGAUGGUCAAACAAAAUCAGCGCAAGUUAAUCCAACAGUAACUCGAGUGAUUCGUCCUGUUCUAGUAUCAAGACAACCCGCUUUCGUUCCCACUCCCGUUUUCCAACCUGUACUCCAACCAGUUGCUCCAGGACCCGUUUCCGUUGCUACACCAAUCACUUCAGGAUCCAAUGGUCCAAAUGUUAUCGUUUCUGGGGGAGUUAAGAGCGUCCCAGUUCUCGCUAAUUCUAAAGUUCAACCUCCUCGACUUCGAGUAGUCACAACUCGAAGACCAACAACUCCAAUCGCACCAGAAGAUAAUGAUGAAGAUGCUUCAGCCGAUUCUCGUCCAGCUCCAGGUCAAAUCUCUGGAGUUAAAACCAUCGCUUCUGCUAAUCCAGUUCCUUUGGUACCACUUUCUCAAUUCGGACCAGGUCGACCUUUUGUUCAACCAGCUCGACAACCAUCUAGAUUAGAGGUCAUUUAUGCCGAUGAAAAAUUAAACACUCAAGAUGAAGAUGAAGAUGAAGAAGAUGCAAAUGCCGCUGGAUUGUCUCAGUCAAAUAUCGUUAAAUUUAAUCGUCCAUUAGCCCCAAUCCCAGUUCGAGCUGUUCCCCAGCCUUAUUUGGCUCCAAUUGGCCUCCAAGGACCCCGACCACUUCAACCAACACCCAAUGGCGUUUUCUUUCAACCUUCAGCUCGACCAACACUCGUACCAAGUGGUAAAACCAACGGAUUCAGAUCAAAUUUCAAUGUUCGACCUCAACCAGUUCCUGUAGCUCCAACUUUGGUACCUGUUGCUCCCGUUCAACCAAAUCCAGCUCCAGUUUUGAUUAACUCUGGUUCAGCAUUUGGCUCACAACCAACUGCCCAAUCACAAUCACAGUUACGUCGUCCUCAAAUCUCAGACAGUCUUGCCUCUGAUGUUUCUGGAGUCAAAGGAUCAGGAGUCGCAAGUGGAUCUCGACCAUCCGUUGUUCGACCAGUUCUUGUUCGAACUCCGGCCCCAACAACUCGACCUUUGGUUCAAAUCCGAGAAGAACCUCUUCCAACUUUCCAACAAAUUGAUCUUAUUCGAACCCAACCUGCUGCUCGACCACUUACAACUUUCCAAGGCCAAGCAAAAGCACUACCAUCAGUCAGUGGCCAAGUCGUUUCACGACCUACAGUCCAACCAAUUGUCCAAUUACGAGACGGUGCUUCUGGUGUUGAAUCCACUCCAUCUCCUCCUCGACCAAUUCAAAUCGUUCGAGUGACCCCAGCACCCACAUCCCGACCAAUCACUCAAAUAAAUCAAGAUCGAGAAUCAGCACUUCCAAGUGUUCAACCAGUUCAAAUCUCGCAACCACGAUUAGUUCCAGUUUCUCCCGUUUCCCAGCAACAAGUUGUCCAAAUCUCUGAACCAGCUCGACCCUUCACUCAAGUUCGGGAUUCAGGUUUACCAUUUUUCCAACCCCUUGACCCAGCCCUUCGUCCUGCUAUUCCCUCUAUUCAAUUUACAAACCAAGCUCAAGAAUCAGUCGCUCCAAGAGAAACCUUUCCACGACAACCCGUUCGACCUGUACAAGUAAUUCAACCUCAACAACAACAAUUUGUCCAAGAAAAUCGAGUCCAACAACCAUCAAUCGCCGAUACAGUUCAACUUAAAGAAUCAGCGAUUCCAAUCACUUCUUCUCAAAGUAACUUAGGUGGUCAAAGACCAUCACGACCUCAACCAGUCCAAAAUGUUUUCACAUCCUCCCAAGAACAAGCACCAGCUCCAGCACCUCAAUCAUUUGAAAUCUUGAGACUUCGAGAGCCAAGUCUCCCUCAAUUCCCACUAGCACCAAGACAACCACAGCCUCUCGUUCAAGUUAGACCUCGACUCGUUCCAGCGGCACUUCCAGUCCAAUCUGUUCAAUCAAAUCUUCCCGUUGCUCGACCAAAUUUAGUUCAAGUUUCUCAGCAAAGAGAACCCAUUGCUCUCAAUCAACCAUUGGCACCAACUCCAGUUUUAAUUCAACCACAAGCACCACAACAACAACGAAUCGUAUCAUUCCCAUCAAUCCAACAAGUCCAAGCUAAUGCCGUCCCUGUUGCUCCAGUCACCAAUGGUCAAUUCAUUCAACCAUUGGUCAGACAAACCGGACCCUCAUUCCCCAGAUUAAUUGCCCCACUUCCCUUACCUCAACCAGGACGCGAAUCUCAAUCACUUGGUCAACCAAUUACUGUCCAAAAUCGUGUAUCUCAACCAAAUGUUUUAGUCCAACAACAACAACAAAGACCAACAAUCGUCCUCUCUCAACCUCAGCCCAGUCCAUUGAUUGUCCAACGACAACGUCCCGUAGCCCCGGUUGUCCCAGUUGCCCCACUUUCCGUUCAAAGUGGUUUGAGUCAAUCUGACCAACAACAAUUAGUACAAAUUCGUGAAAAAGUAUCAUCAGCUCCCGAUCAAUUUUCUCAAAUUGAACAAGUCCGUUUAGCUCGAGCUUAAAAGACUAAUCAACUAAUCCAAUUACAAUCAAAUUAAUCAACUCUGUUUUCUUGUUAUACUCUUUCCAUGUCUAAAUUGUAGUCAUUUUAUUUUUCGUAACUUUCAUAACAAUCUCUCUGUUAGAUGUUGAUGUUAAAUCCGAUGUACUAAUUGUAAUUGCAGCCCAAUAAUUAAAGAAAUCAAAUUCACAAACAAUAAUUAAAACAAA
This is a messenger RNA of Panonychus citri (citrus red mite), 3616 nucleotides long. RefSeq names its product titin-like. Lineage: Eukaryota; Metazoa; Arthropoda; Arachnida; Trombidiformes; Tetranychidae. The record is from RefSeq and is a predicted model, not a curated record.